This is a messenger RNA of Talaromyces rugulosus, 567 nucleotides long. RefSeq lists its product as uncharacterized. NCBI's taxonomy places the organism in Eukaryota, Fungi, Ascomycota, Eurotiomycetes, Eurotiales, Trichocomaceae. The coding region runs from base 1 to 567 and encodes 188 amino acids. The record is from RefSeq and is a predicted model, not a curated record. The transcript is spliced from 2 exons.
AUGACGCAACGAAUCAGCGACGUGAUAAAACAAGAUCACAAGGAAAUAAUAGCAUGCUACCAUCGCAUUGUGGACGCAAAUUACCACGAUGAAAUAAUCCGAUUUCAGAACCUUUUCAUCUGGGAGCUAGCACGGAAUGUCGCUGCAGAAGAACUUGUCGUUUAUCCAGCUAUUGAAAAGGCUGUCCGUGGAGGGCUUAUGGUAGCUGAAAAAGAUCGCCAGGCGCACCAACGCAUUAAAGCGCAGCUCAAGACAUUUCAACACACGCAGCCAUCUAACCCGCAGUUUAUUCCCAUAAUCAAAGCCUUAAUGGUAGAUGUGUCUCGGUAUAUCGAUGACGAAGAAACCAACGAUCUCAUGAAACUAGAGGAGUCAUUGAGCGAAAAGGACAGCAAUGCUCUUGCCAAUUCUUUCGUGAGAACCAAGGCCUUUGUUCCGUCACGAUCUCACCCAAUAACUCCAAGCAAACCGCCACUGGAGACGGCUUUUUGCUUGGUGACUGCGCCCAUUGACCAGGUGGCUGAUAUGUUCCGAAAAUGCCCUCAUAGAGACCAAGCUGUUAAGUGA